GUAGAUUAGGAUGGAGCGACGGUUUUCGGUGGAAGCUAAAACCUUCUUUUUCUCGACGAAGGCUUCGAAGCUUCGUUUGGAGGAAAGAAGGAAGGGUUUUGUAGGGCUUAUUCUGGUGGGUCAGCGAAGUGCUUCCUGGUUGGCAGCUACAGUAGAAGAGGCGUCUCAGUCUCAGGUGAAGGAAGAUUUUGUCAAAAAAUUUAGCGAGGAAGGGAAGUCUUUGUCGGUGAGCGGGGGUAGUAACAAAGCUGCGAGAUUCCUGGAGGUGGUUGCCUAUCUGGAGGACGAACGGAAAGGUAUCAUCUGGAUCCCAGAGGCCCGCUCUGGGCGGGGUUGGCGGAGGUUCGUGGUUGAGCUGCGUUCGUUGCUGGCUGCGCAGGCGAGUUCUCCAGGGUUUUCGAAUUCUGAGAGUUCCUCUCCGGGGACAAAAGAUGGACGGUCUGUCGCCGAAGCGUUGCGCUCUUCUUCCUGCGAGGUGGCGGACAUUGCUGGGGCGCGGCUUCUUUCGUCGCAAGAGAUUGACUUGUUCCCGGUGGUGAGCUGUUUCGAGAUGGGGAAUGCUGGAGUGGAAAUACGAUUCGCGAUGGAUUGUUACGAAAUGGAGAAAGCUCAUCCCUUGAUUGAGCAAAGCUUCUCGUCUCCGGUGGCGGCGGCAGCUAAGUUUAGAAGGAACAAGUCGAUGAGGCGAUUAGGGUUUUUCUGCGAUAAGUUGGACCGGAUCCUUCGCGGGCUGGGUGAGAAGCCCAAAGGUAAGCGGAUUAGGGUUGGUUCUUUGGGUUAUGAUGGGCAUAAUUCCGGGGCGGUUUUCGGGUCGGUUUCUGGGUCGGCUGUGGUUCAAAUUCCCGUUUGCGGCCCUGUUUUGGAUCCCGAUAAGUUCAGCAAUGGGUUUUUGUUGCACUCGGAUAAGUCUUCGCCGGAGUCUCCUGGGUUUGCUGAGAAUGUUCAAAUUGGGGAUUUUGGACGGAAAUCUUCCCCGGCGACUCCUGUGUCUCCGGCGAGGCUUUGGCGCAGUUUGAGGGAUGACGCUACUGCUCCUACGGUGGUGGCUACUGUUUCUUCGGUGGCUUCUGUUUCGCCUGUGAAUCAAUUCUCUUUUCCUCCGGCGAUUCCUGCGGUUGCUUCUACUUAUCCGGCGAGGCUUCAGUGCAGGAUGAGGGAUGAGGCUUCUGUUCCUCCGGUGGUGGCUACUGUUCCUCCGGUGAGGGCUAUUGUUUCUCCGGUUUUCUCUUUUCCUCCUGCACCUGCCAAAGCUUUGAUAGAUAACCAAGUUUCCAAGUGUUAUACACGGAGAGCGAAGGAUAAGGAAGCUAAACAGCUUCAUAAGAAAAAGAUGCCGCUGGGGGUGAAGAAUUUGGAAUGCUCCGAUAACUUUGAGGCUAGGGGCGGUGGCUCGAGUAGGGUUAGGGAUGUGGGGUGA
Molecule: messenger RNA, 1417 nt
Organism: Corylus avellana
Lineage: Eukaryota; Viridiplantae; Streptophyta; Magnoliopsida; Fagales; Betulaceae
Source: RefSeq, a predicted model, not a curated record